AGAGAAAAAUAGAAGAAUUUUAUUUAAUUUUUUUUGUGUUUGUUGUAACCGUUGGAUCAUUCUAGUUUUCGAUCUGUACUUUGGUCGCUCGGACAUAGCCAUGAAUGCUAUAGAUCCGACUGUCUGAUACAACAUUCGUCGCAUUGUAAUUGGCAUUUAAGCUCUGUUUUAUCUUCCAACUUGGGAUCUUAAGCGCACUCUUCUUCAUUCCACUCUCUCUCUGAAGCAAUUUGACUUGGGAAUUUGGCUUGAGCUUAAUUAUGGGUUGCUGGUUAGGGUGUAGAAGGUUUCCUAUUUUGGCUUGUGUGGAGAGUUUGAGGUGACACUUGUCUGACACUGCAUUGAGUAGUGGAGAUGCCACCUUCCCCUGCAUUGAGAUACUCUCCUGGGAGAGAGCCAAGAGCAGAUGGUCACAAGCGGGGGCGCAGUCUUGAGAGUGGAUUGCUUUUCCGGGAGAAAGAUGAUGAUCUUGCUUUGUUCAGUGAAAUGCAAUCCAGAGAAAGAGAAAGUUUUUUGCUUCAGUCGUCAGAUGACUUGGAAGACUCAUUCUCUACAAAGUUGAGACAUUUUUCUGAUGUCAACCUUGGAAUAUCCAUUCCUGGUCGAGGAGAAACCAGUGACUUGCUUAAUGAUGGUGACAAGAAUGAUUAUGAUUGGUUACUGACGCCCCCAGACACACCACUGUUUCCUUCAUUGGAUGAUGAGCCACCAGCGACUAGUUUUACAACUAGAGGAAGGCCUCAGAGUAAACCCAUUUCAAUAUCGAGAUCUUCUACGAUGGAUAGAAGUUACAGAAGCAGUAGGGGUAGUGCAAGUCCAAAUCGUUUAAGUCCAUCUCCUCGUUCAAGAACUAAUACAUUGCAAUCAAGGGGAAGGCCUUCAUCAGUGCCAAAUUCCAGUCCAACCCCAAGUUUGCGGUCGGCCACUCCAUCAAGAAGACCAUCUCCACCUCCACAUAAGCCCAUGACACCUACUUCCAAGUAUUCCAGUUAUACUCCCCGGAGGAUGAGCACUGGAUCCAGUGGUUCUGUAGUUUCAUCAGGUGUUAGGGGAACUUCCCCAGUUAAGACAAGUCGUGGAAACUCUGCAUCACCAAAGAUAAGGGCAUGGCAAACUAAUAUUCCUGGCUUCUCUUCUGAAGCUCCUCCCAAUCUCCGUACUUCAUUAGCUGAUCGACCAGCAUCAUAUGUGAGGGGUUCAUCUCCAGCAUCCAGAAAUGGUAGGGACUCUACCUCCAAAUUCAGUAGGCAAUCAAUGUCUCCAACUGCUUCUAGGAGCAGUAGCUCUUUCCACAGUCAUGAACGAGACCAAUUUAGCUCACGCAGCAAAGGUUCUGUUGCAUCAUCUGGUGAUGAUGAUCUAGACUCUCUGCAGUCCAUUGCAGUGGGUAGCUUAGAUAGAUUGAGUUCAAGAAGGAGUGGUUCAUUUUCAACCAACAGAACCCCUACCAUUUCCAAGAAAUCACCCAGGAUGGUGUCCCCCAGUUCUGCUCCUAAAAGAUCAUUUGACUCGGCUAUCAGGCAAAUGGAUAGAAAAAUUCCUCAGAACAUGUUCAGGCCACUUUUAUCUAGUGUUCCAAGUACAACCUUUUAUGCUGGGAAAGCAAAUUCUGCACACCGUUCCCUUGUAUCUAGGAAUUCCUCUGUCACAACAAGCAGCAAUGCAAGCUCUGAUCAAGGUACAAAUUUUGCACUAGAUACUGAAGGGAGUGACCAUAAUCAAGAUGAUAUGGCAAGUGAAGCUGAUAAGAUAUUAUAUCCUGAUAUACAUGAAGAAGUGUUUGCCUUUGAUAAGAUUGAUUCAUUAAAUACAAAUAUUGAGCAUGAGAUCAAUAGGGAAUCAGUAGAUGUCCUGCAAAAUAAAACCAGACCCAAGAUUGUUGUUGGUCCCAUUGAAUCUGAGAAUUCUACUUACCAUGACCAUACCAACACUAAAACCAAUGAAAGUUCAGAAACUUCACAUGUCAGAGGUGACUUUUCUGAAACCGGUAGUUUUGAAAAUACAGCAAUCUGUUCUCAUUGUAGAUGCUGCUAUGAGGUCACUGAUCAAGCUGUGAAGAAUAUUGGGCUUUGUCCAGACUGCAGUAGGAAAACCACAUUGUUGAGAGUCAUCAUCCCUGAGACAACUUUGGCAGUAUCUGAUGACUCUUCCUUGAUUACAAAAAACAUGCCUAAUGAAGAAAAAUCAUUAUCUGAAACAAACCAACCAUCGGUUGCAUCUGAACUGCCUCGAGAGACUGCACAUGACUGGAGGUUCCCCUUUGGUGAACAAGAUGCUGAGGAAAGUCAACCUUCAUGCAGUGAACCAAACCAGGAUUAUUCACAAAAUAGUCUUCUUCCAAAUUCAUUGGCGGAGGGAGGUAGGCAGACUUCUGGCAAUCAGCUAGAAAUGAACCUGUCAGGAGUUGAUAUCAAGAAACCUGAUAAUGAAUUUGGGGAUCAGCACUUGUAUCCCUGCAGUAAUCGCCCAAAUUUGAACAUGGACUCCAUGGAAGGCACUGGUAUUUCUGUAUUGCUGGAAAGGUCUAGCAGCAACAAAGGAUCUGUAGUUCAGGGCAGGACUUUUACUGCCACAAUCAUAUCUUAUGAUGAUCUGUCUCUUGCAAGAGGCAGCGUAAACAGUUUUAGAAGCUCAACAAGACCUGGCAGUUAUGCUGCCUCAUCAUCAACUGAUUUCAGCUCAACUAGGCAAACAGAUUUUCGUGUGCAGAGGCAGUUGAGUGGCAGGAAAUUGGAUAUGGACUGUGGAUAUGACUUGAGGACCAAACCUCCAAACACUGGUUCAUCUUUCUCUGGAGCUUCUAACCAUUCGCACCAUGAAUUAGGUCUUGCAACUCGAGAGACUUCUGUCAAGGUAGAAUGUGGCUUUUUAGAGGAGAUGCCCCGAGUUUUGCAAGAAAAUCAAGCAUCUGGAAAUACAGUGACAGAUGUAAUUGAUGCUUCUUCUAUUGGUUCAGUUGUUGUUGAGGAAGAUAAAUUGGAAUAUGAUGAUUGUAGCAGAGUAAAUAAUGCUUGCAGCUCAGAAUUUUUGAGUCAGGCUGCUGGUGUUCAGUCUGAUGACAAUUUGGUCGCAUCAAUUCCAAAUCUUGGGGAUUGUGGUUUAUAUGAAAAUGUUGAAGAUCAUCCAAAUAAUGCCAGGGGUGUCUCAAACUCAGAAACAUCAGUUAAGGCUCUGGAGUUAUCCAGUCAUGAGAAACAUGAUAUGCAGAGUUCCAAUGUUAAUGAGUUGGAUGCAUUGGUUAUGACAAACUGUUCUACAAUUACAGAAUCAGAAAUAGAAGGGGAAAACUAUAGUGACAAUAAUGUUGGCGUGGUGAAUGAUGAACUGUCAAAGGGUGCCCUCAAUGACUUUCAGGAACUUUCUGCUCAAAAUCCUUCCAAUGAUUGUCAUACUGCUUCUGUUUCAGAGCUCAAUGCCUCUGAGUCCCAUGGCAUCGAGGGAUCAACAGUCACAGUGGAGUGUCAAGGUGCUGGCAACACUAGUAGCCUGACAUUUGAAGAGGCAGCAGAUACACUCCUUUUUUGCAGUUCAAUCAUCCAUGACCUUGCAUAUCAGGCUGCAACCAUAGCAAUGGAAAAGGAAUGCUCCAACCCGUUUGAAGGUUCUGAACCAACUGUGACCUUAUUGGGGAAAGCCAAUUCUGACAGGAAGGAAAGACGCAGCCGACCUGUCAUCAAGCGCACUUUGAAAUCCCCAAAGACCAAGCAGAGGAGGGUGGAAACUGAUGUCAAAACCCCUUCUGGCAAGACUGAGAAUGAUGAAAAUAUUGAUGAGUCUUUCACACACAAUGUUGGGCUUCCUAACAAGGUAGAUAGUAUGAAGCCCCCAAAGCUUGAAUCGAAGUGCAAUUGCAUCAUAAUGUGAGAGAGCAAUGUUCAGAAUGUACUUAAUUCCUGGCAGCAUUUAUGCACUUCCCUUUGGCCCAUAGAUGGUAGCUAAGCCAAGUGCUUGCACAUUUAUGGUUUUAGGUUGAAGGCUGUUUGGAAUAAUAACCAUUGCCGGUUUGUGUUGGUUCCAAUAUAUUUUGUAACAAAUGCCACGCUAUGUUUGACAUAAUUGUAAAGUUAUUUUUUUUCCUCCUUUUUUUUGGUUGGUAGGCCAAGUUAGAGGCAUUUUGGAGGACUGCACUGUGCGCCCUCCACUUGCUGCAUUCUUGUCUGUUAUUUCCAUCUCAAUUAAGUGAUCCAUCAAAAGCAAGUGUGAAGUAGAAAAGCAUUCAUAUUCAUUAACAUUGUUGCUAGUCUAUUAUAUUCCUAUUUCAUU
Molecule: messenger RNA, 4263 nt
Organism: Abrus precatorius (Indian licorice)
Lineage: Eukaryota; Viridiplantae; Streptophyta; Magnoliopsida; Fabales; Fabaceae
Product: serine/arginine repetitive matrix protein 2-like
Exons: 7
Coding region: 355-3864 (1169 amino acids)
Biological process (GO): cortical microtubule organization
Cellular component (GO): cortical microtubule
Source: RefSeq, a predicted model, not a curated record